Molecule: messenger RNA, 807 nt
Organism: Rotaria socialis
Lineage: Eukaryota; Metazoa; Rotifera; Eurotatoria; Philodinida; Philodinidae
Source: the annotation of a GenBank genome assembly
AUGGCAUCAAAAUUGUUUGUCCUUCUUUUUACUAUUAUUUCUUGUCAUCAAUUAUGGACCAUUCGAGCAGAGUCAGCGGUUACAAUUAAUGCAGAAAAUGUAGCAUCAAGUAUCGAUGAUAAAAAAGCAAUCAAUGAUUUUCAAGAUCGAUGUUCAAGCAGAAAAUGCCGUGAAGAUGAAACAUGCGUUUUAAAUCAAGAUGGUGAUGCUGAAUGUGCUUGUAUUGCAGAAUGUGAAGAUCCAAAAGAUGAGCGUUUAAUGGUUUGCACAACAGCUAAUCAUACAUAUACAUCUGAUUGUGAAUUCUAUCAAAUGCAAUGUUGGUGUCGAAAAAAUGAUCAACGUUGUACAAGAAAAGAAGCUUUAACAGAUAUUAUUGAUUAUUUCGGACAAUGUCAAAAUCUUGGUGUUUGUACGGAAUUUGAAUUAGAAGUUUUUCCUAAACGAAUGACAAUUUGGCUUGGUGAAAUCCUUGAUGCAUUGUUUGUUCGCAAAGGUCUUGAUUCUAAAUACGAAACAUUAGUGAAUGAAGCACGUAAAAUGAAAUUAUCAAAUACAGAAAAAUGGUGGCGAAAUGCUGUACUAUGGGAAUUUUGUGAACUUGAUCGAACACAUGAUAAUUCGGUAAACAAGGAAGAAUUAUCUCGUUUUGUUCGAUCCCUUAAAGUUCUUGAACAUUGUAUUCAACCAUUUUUGAAUCAUUGCGAUACAAGUAAUGAUAAUAAAAUUUCAGCUGAUGAGUGGGGUUUAUGUCUUGGUCUUGACAAAGGCGAUGUGGAUUCCUUGAAGACCUUUUGUUCACAUUAA